UUCUUAUCGUGUUUACAUGUAACUUGUAAAAUAAGGCGAAAAAAAAAUACACUAACCCUUUCUCUCAACCGGUAGUGGUCUAGCUUUUGUUGAAACCAGUCACUUUGUAUUGCCACCUAAUGUAUUAUGGCUCCUGUAUGAACUAUCGCUUAUUGCUCCUAAACUCUUUGUAAGUCGCUUUGGAUAAAAGCGUCUGCUAAAUGUCUAAAUGUAAUUCCCUUUCUUUUUGCACAGAAAAGAUGAACUUGUAUACAUACAUUAUGUAUCUUAUAUACAUUUAGCAUUUUUUUUUUGUAUUUUCACGGUCCAUUUCAAAGUCCUUAUAGCCAAACGUGACUAUCUGUGGAGCUCGACUGUUAUCUGCCAUUGUAACGGCUAAAGGGUUUCAAGCCGCCAGGCGCAUGAGCAGUUUCCUCUCUAUCGCAACUGCUCUGCAGUAAUUGGCCGUUACACCUUGUUUGGCGCGGUUUGAGUUGAGCUGCGUUAAAGGCACAGGCGCUGUAGUGCUGCUGAGUCACAAUAAUUAUUUUAACUAAUUUCAUUACUUUACUUUACUUUAUUAAAAGUUCGAGUCAUUGUCGAGUCUUGCAUUUAAAGUCAAGUCUCAAGUCACUUGCUCUCAAGUCAAAGUCAAGUCAUUUUCGUACUUCAAUCAAGCAAGUCACAAGUCAUGUGACUCGAGUCUCCCACCUCUGGCUCUAAAUGACCUUUGGUGCUGUAACUCACAAAUACUCACUGUGUCAAAGGUAGUAUUUCGUCACUUGCACUAUACAUUUGCAAGAUUUGUUCGGAUAUCCUGAACUUCUAAUGACUAUCAAGAUAUCGAGUUUUCAUCCGCAUGCCCUAUUAAAUAUUAUAAAGAUACUUUUUAAAUUAGUUACUUCAUCAUGUUGAUUCCAGCAAGGACUGUGAACAUUGAGAUGGGGAAAAGUCCGUUGCUGUCUGUUCAGCCCAGUCGAUGUCUGGUGGACGAGAGGUUUCAGAUUGUCAUAGAUAAUUUAUUGCCAAACCAGGAGGUAACGCUGCACUCUUUACAUCAAUCUGAGGACAAGGACUUCUGGGAGGCGUUUGGACAUUAUAUCAGUGAUGAAUAUGGAACAGUGACAGUGGCCAAAGAUGAAUGUUUGGGGGGCACUUAUGAAGGGGCAGAGCCAAUGGGUUUGCUAUGGAGCAUGAGGCCUGUACCGGGAAGUCGAAGUGGACUCAGGUUACGCAAGAUGGAUGUACUUUCACCGAUGGUAGUUCAUAUUUCAGUAUAUAGAGGUCAUUUGUCUCAAGGCUUCGCCAAGCAAACAGCAUUGGCAACCAGUGUCACAGAGCGCUGGUACAUGGCACCAGGUGUGCAGAGGGUGAAUGUCAGAGAAAAAGGAGUACGGGGAACAUUAUUCCUUCCUCCAGGGCCAGGACCUUACCCAGGAGUGCUGGACUUGUGGGGAGGAGGUGGUGGUUUAGUGGAGUAUCGCUCAGCCCUGCUUGCAUCUCAUGGCUUUGCCUCGCUGGCACUAGAGUACUUGUCUCCCGACGAGCGGAGCACCGCAGAUGUUGUCUUCUCAUACUUUGAGAAAGCAUAUCAAAUCCUGCAGAAUCAUCCAAAGGUACAAAGAGAACGACUGGCUAUGCUUGGACUAUCAUUUGGAUCUGCAAUCACACUCAGUAUGGCAGCCUACUCGGAAAUCAUCAAGCCCCAGUGCUGUAUAUGUAUUAGUGGAAGUCAUGGGAUUCCUGUCUAUAAAUCUCUAUUUGAAAUCUUUGAGGAGUUUAAAAAGAAUAUAUUUAAGAUACGUGUGAAUGAGGUUAACCAGGUAAUCCACAGAGACAUGCUCUUACCGAUUCCCUCAGACAUGACUCUCAAAGUAGAUGUUGGUAGAAUAAAAUGUCCACUUCUGUUGGUGAACGCUGAUGAUGAUCAGAACUGGCCUUCGGUUGAAUCUGCUGAAGAUAUGAAAGAGAUGAUGGGAAAAGCAGGAAAUCUUCAAUUGUUGGAAGUCCAGACAUAUCCUGGUGCGGGUCAUCUGAUCGAACCUCCUUACACACCUCACAUCCGUGCCAGUAACUUCAUCUUUCAACGCUCUGAGAAAAUUGUCAUGCUGUGGGGUGGACAGACGAAACCGCAUGCAGACGCACAGGAGGAUGCAUGGAAUACAAUUUUAGCCUUUCUGCGUCAACACCUUUAUUCCAGUUUAAAUCAUGUGGUUAAAGCCAGACUUUAGUUGUGUCAUUACAACACUGUCAGAUUUCUCUAAAUGAACUUAUGCAUGUUAAUUGUGAUUUUCAGAACUAUGAUACUUGCAUUACUGCUGUUAAUACAUUUUAAUGUAUUUAUUGAGGUAAUUGAAAUUGAUUGAAGCAUUUUGCACACACUCACAAAGAAUAUGCAUAGCAUACUGCAGGACACAUUUCAAAGUUAAUAAUACAGAUGGAUUAUCAAAUUUAGACAGUCAUUUUCAGUCUUUGUAUGAUGAAAUCGUAUUAUAAUUGAAGCUCAACAAGUGAUUUAUCAUGUUUAAUAAAACAUUAGUCUGAGAAAAGGAAUGCAGACAUACUGUGAGAAGUUACAUCCAUAAGCUGUGGUGAAAGGCUGUGUUUGCAUUGCAUUUCCUGCAGUAAGUGAGGUAUUGAUUUUGUUUCACAACUAAAGUAUCUGUCUGUAUUUGUCUUUUUACUUUAUAAUCCGUAUGUCAUCAAUAAAUGUAUUUUAAAACGUU
Molecule: messenger RNA, 2705 nt
Organism: Triplophysa dalaica
Lineage: Eukaryota; Metazoa; Chordata; Actinopteri; Cypriniformes; Nemacheilidae
Product: peroxisomal succinyl-coenzyme A thioesterase-like
Exons: 12
Coding region: 888-2210 (440 amino acids)
Biological process (GO): acyl-CoA metabolic process; fatty acid metabolic process
Molecular function (GO): fatty acyl-CoA hydrolase activity
Source: RefSeq, a predicted model, not a curated record